Molecule: messenger RNA, 204 nt
Organism: Triticum turgidum subsp. durum (durum wheat)
Lineage: Eukaryota; Viridiplantae; Streptophyta; Magnoliopsida; Poales; Poaceae
Source: the annotation of a GenBank genome assembly
AUGUGGGGUACCUUUCGGGUGUGGGAUGCUUGUUUAACUUCUAUAUUCAUCUUGUUCCUUAUUUACCUGGGUGCAUUGCGUUUUCAAAAGCUUCUUGUCGAACCGGCUCCUAUUUCAAUCUGUGCUGGGCCGAUCGAUAUACCAAUAAUAAAGUCUCCAGUCAAUUGGUGGAAUACAUCGCAUCAACCUGGGAGCAUUAGCUGA